This is a messenger RNA of Tupaia belangeri chinensis (Chinese tree shrew), 939 nucleotides long. RefSeq names its product olfactory receptor 6. The record is from RefSeq and is a predicted model, not a curated record. Lineage: Eukaryota; Metazoa; Chordata; Mammalia; Scandentia; Tupaiidae. Gene Ontology annotation, molecular function: olfactory receptor activity; G protein-coupled receptor activity. Gene Ontology annotation, cellular component: membrane. Bases 1 to 939 code for a protein of 312 amino acids. The transcript has a single exon. Gene Ontology annotation, biological process: G protein-coupled receptor signaling pathway.
AUGUGGAAAGAAAACAUCACCAGUAUUAAUGAGUUCAUCUUGGUGGGCUUCCCUACUGCUCCUUGGCUGCAGGCUCUCCUCUUCCUCCUCUUCCUCCUCACCUACCUGUUUGUGCUGUUGGAGAAUUUGGUCAUCAUCCUCACUGUGUGGGCCACUGUGUCCCUGCACAAACCCAUGUACUAUUUUUUGGGUACCAUGUCCUUUCUGGAAACCUGGUAUAUAUCUGUCACAGUUCCCAAGAUGCUGGCUGGAUUCCUACUUUACCCCAAUACUAUCUCCUUCCUGGGAUGCAUGAUCCAGCUCUAUUUCUUCAUCGCACUUGCCUGUACUGAAUGCGUACUAUUGGCAGCCAUGGCUUAUGACCGUUAUGUGGCUAUAUGUUGGCCUCUUCGCUAUCCAGUCAUGAUGACCACAGGGUUUUGUGUUCAAUUGACCAUCAGUUCCUGGGUGUGUGGGUUCACCAUCUCCAUGGCAAAGGUAUACUUCAUCUCCCAAGUUUCCUUCUGUGGCAAUAAUAUCUUGAAUCAUUUUUUCUGUGAUGUGUCACCUAUCCUCAAACUAGCCUGUAUGGACUUUUCUAUGGCUGAGACAGUAGACUUUGCACUAGCCAUUGUCAUCCUUGUGUUUCCUCUCUCGGCCACUGUCCUUUCCUAUACCUUCAUUGUCUCCACCAUCCUGCGCAUACCUUCAGCCACUGGGCGGCAGAAGGCCUUCUCCACCUGUGCAUCUCACCUCACUGUGGUGGUCAUCUUCUACACAGCUGUGAUCUUCAUGUAUGUUCGACCUCGGGCCAUUUCUUCAUUUAACUCUAACAAAUUGAUCUCAACCAUAUAUGCAGUCUUUACUCCCAUGCUCAACCCUAUUAUUUACUGUCUGAGGAACAAAGAGGUCAAAGAAGCCAUCAGGAAAACCAUAGCAAGUGGCCAAGCCUUUUCUUAA